UUUUUUGUUUUCUAGAGAUUUUCACUGAACAGGAUUUUGUGCGACGGUUUUUGCUAUGGAGGACGAUCGAAAAGUUGGCAAUAAGAGCAAGCCUGAAGCAAAAGCCAUUUAUCUGGAGUUGAUUAGUUUUUUGACACACGGUCCAAAGUUCGGCUAUCAUCCUUAUCAACCUUCACCAGCAAACAUGGGCUAUUCAAGCACUGAGCCAGUACCGGCCUAUUUCAAACUCCGUGGACUGGGUUCAGUGCAAGAUCAUCAAAUGCCGUUGGGGUUCUGGCAGGAAUUCCCGCGAGUAGUUGUCAAUAACGAAAAUGACGCCUUUUACAAGAGACCUCACUAUGAAGUGUUGAAUCGACUGAGGGAUUGGGGGUUUGAGUUGCAAUCGUUCACCCAGCAUUUCUACGACCGCAAGCCGUUACGUGGAAGUCGAAGUGAACACCUUUACUAUGUCCUAUGCCGAUACCCAAGCACAAGCACUUCUGCUUCCAGUGCUCAUCAAACGGAUAUUCAAGACGUUACAGUUGAAGUUUCUGCGAACGAACAAGAAGAUGCAUCAUCAUUGAACUCGUCCGGACCUACCGUUGUUCCUAGCCCAAUAAUGAACGCACCAGAAGAUCCAUCAUCAGCACAGGAAAAUAUUGCUGAAAAGCCUGUGCCAGAGGUACCAUCCGACGGGGUACCAGCCAAAUCAGUGGUUUCCGAAACGAUUAAACCCGGGGUUACCUUUUCCUCCUGUAAUUUCUUCCUUGGGACGCACCCAUCAUACCCCAAACCCUAAAUGCGAUUGUUUGUUGUAAUGCAAGCAAAAGAUAUUUUUGAUUCAUUGACAAUAUUGUAAAAAGUGUUCAUAUGGAAUUUUGUAUGGACUCCGCGUGCUCGAUUGAAAUUGUUUUAUACGUACAGUAUUUCUGCGCAUUUUUAAUACUCAGUGAGGUUUGAAUUCCCGAUUUUCUGCCAUGCCAUUUACUUAAACUGGGCUCGAUCUAUACUGAGUUCAUUUUGUUCUUAUCUACCGGAGUGUUUGUCAUGAAAUAAAAUUUUUAAAGUUAUUAAACUUGUAUGCAGCAUGGUGAAAUGAUCAAUUUAUAAUUUCAAAACCACAGAGAAUAAUUUUUCCUUAUAUUCCUUCCUCCUCCUUCCAUAAUAAGGAAUGGAAAACAAAUCGGUG
This is a messenger RNA of Notodromas monacha, 1168 nucleotides long. Lineage: Eukaryota; Metazoa; Arthropoda; Ostracoda; Podocopida; Cyprididae. The record is from the annotation of a GenBank genome assembly.